CAAGUCUCAAGGUGUUUGUAAAUUCUUUUUUCUAAUUAACCAAGAGUAAUCGACUCAAAAAUUUUCAAUAUGGGUCGUUUGAAAACAAGUGGGGGUAGCACAAUAAAAGAAUCAAGAUCCAGUAACAACAACAGCAGUGAUACUAGUGGGGUCCACGUAAGCGUUAGUAACAUUGGUCUCUGUCACCAUCAGCCAAUGCCAUCUGAACAGAGAAAGAAGGAAAUGUGGAGGGAAUUGCAGGCAUCUUUAAGGGAAUUUUUGUCAGAGAAAGAGAGAUCAGAUCAGACGAUGGUCAGCAUACAAAAGAUUCACGACAGAGUCAGUCAAGAGUCCAGAGGAAUUUCACAUAUAACACCAUACUACAGAGCGAAAUUGAGGGCCUUAUGCACAUCAGGCGCUCAAGAUACAGACAUACUGAAAAAUAUACUGUUGAAAUCAGCAGAGAAAGUCAAAGAGAUCAAAGCCUGGAAAAAAUUAGAGAUGGAUGGCUGUAGUAAUUGCAACCUGACAAACAACACCUGCCUAUCUUCAAAUGUUGACAACUCUGGCAUAGUAACAGCAAACAGCAGCAGCAGUAGUAGCAGCAACAACAACAGUAGCAGCAGCAAUAGCAGCAGCACACAAAAAAGACACAUUGUUAGGAGGGGUGUACUUAUGAGUGGUUUGCAACAGGAUGCACAUUCUCUACCUCUUUGGUCUGGUAAACUCGGAGAAAAGCCGCCUUCUCUUUGUGGUGCCAUACCAGCUGACAACAAUUACGUCGGUAAACCUGGUGACAAGGUAGCGGCUAGGGUCAAAGGUCAGGAUGAUGAAGAGAAUUGGAUUCUGGCAGAGAUUGUGUCAUACAACAGUUUGACAUCGAAAUACGACGUUGAUGACAUUGAUGCAGAGGAGGGGAAGGAACGCCAUUCACUGGGCAGGAGACGUGUUGUACCACUUCCUGUAUGGAAGGCCAAUCCAGAGACAGACCCAGGAGCGUUAUUUACUAAAGAUACGCUGGUGUUGGCGUUGUAUCCACAGACCACGUGCUUCUACAGAGCUCUCAUUCACGAGCCACCUAGAAAAUCGUCAGACAAUUACUCAGUCCUAUUCGAGGACACGUCCUACCCUGAUGGCUAUUCCCCCCCAUUGCAUGUAGCUCAGCGGUACGUCAUCGUAUGCAAGGAAGACAAAAAGAAAUAAUAAUUAAUAAUAAUUAUAAUAAUAAUUAUGUUAUCAUAUAAUUAUUUCGUUUUAUUGUAUGGUGAUGCUAUGGCGAUUUUGAUUGUAAUCAAUUUGGCGUAGAGGUGCCAUUGAUGAGUAUGUGUAAAAAAACCAUGUCUGUAAAUAGACUUUUGUAUGGUGUAUGAUACAAAGAUCGUAUUAGAAACUGUUGCGAUAUUAAUCAAUAUUCUUGUACGAAGGAUCAAACUCUUUCUAUAUUAUCUGUUAACUAUGAACGUAAAUUUAUAAAGAAUAAAGAGAUUUCAAUUGGUUGUUGUUCA
Messenger RNA from Helobdella robusta, 1484 nucleotides. RefSeq lists its product as hypothetical. The coding region runs from base 70 to 1182 and encodes 370 amino acids. NCBI's taxonomy places the organism in Eukaryota, Metazoa, Annelida, Clitellata, Rhynchobdellida, Glossiphoniidae. The transcript has 11 exons. The record is from RefSeq and is a predicted model, not a curated record. Gene Ontology annotation, cellular component: SAGA complex.